Talaromyces atroroseus is the source of this 783-nucleotide messenger RNA. RefSeq lists its product as hypothetical. The record is from RefSeq and is a predicted model, not a curated record. Lineage: Eukaryota; Fungi; Ascomycota; Eurotiomycetes; Eurotiales; Trichocomaceae. Bases 1 to 783 code for a protein of 260 amino acids. The transcript has 2 exons.
AUGGUCCGCUGUAUACGGCCACUCCUCAUUGCAGCAUCUCUGCUGUCAACAGCUAUUGCCAAAACUCUUUCUCUAGACCAGUCCAUCUCCGCACUCGGAACAGUCACCGAGAAUGACACUUCCAGUACAACAACCACCCACCAAAUCACCGUCGGCGGCACCAACGGCCUCGUCUACACACCAAACACCAUCUCCGCCUCAAUCGGCGACAUAAUCCAAUUUAACUUCAAGUCUGAAAACCACACCGCCACUCAGUCCUCCUUUGCGGCCCCUUGCGAAAAGCUAGCAGGCGGCGUGGAUUCGGGAUUUAUGCCUAACCUUGACAACACCCUAAAUCCGGCGCCCACAAUACGAUUCCAAGUCACAACCACUUCGCCCGUAUGGAUAUUUUGUGCUCAAACGGGGCAUUGCGGAAUGGGCAUGGUGUUUGCUAUUAAUCCGACCGCUGAGGAGUCAUUUGAGGCUUUUCGGGUUGCUGCUAUGGAACAGAAAGAUAUUGGUACUACCAGUAAUAGUACUAGUACAACGACUGUCUCUGCUAGCGCCAGUAAUGGCAGUAGUAGCGCUGUAGCUGUCGCUGCUCAGGGCACCAAUGAAGCAGCUGUUGUGUUGGGCACUGGUAUCCUCUCCAAGAGUAAAAGCGCUUGCUCGUGUGCGUGCCUCUGCGGAUCUGCGAAUUUCCCAGAUGGAGCUGGUGUUGGUGCUGUCGGAGGAGUGGGUGGUCAACUGCCGCUUUCCUAUGCUGCCGCUACGAAGCGAUCUUUCGGAGAUCAGACAGUAUAA